This is a messenger RNA of Labeo rohita (rohu), 3137 nucleotides long. It is a transcript of the gene tnfrsf1b, whose product is annotated as tumor necrosis factor receptor superfamily, member 1B. Gene Ontology annotation, molecular function: tumor necrosis factor binding; tumor necrosis factor receptor activity. Gene Ontology annotation, biological process: negative regulation of neuroinflammatory response; extrinsic apoptotic signaling pathway; regulation of T cell cytokine production. Bases 96 to 1436 code for a protein of 446 amino acids. Lineage: Eukaryota; Metazoa; Chordata; Actinopteri; Cypriniformes; Cyprinidae. The record is from RefSeq and is a predicted model, not a curated record. The transcript has 9 exons.
GGUAGCAAGGGGGGACUGCCGUGCAACAUUUCCGGAACGCCGAGAGCGUGAGUGAUGGUCAGUCGGAAUUAAGUCGUGCGGGUCGCUGAAGGAUCAUGCUGAUUCUAGUCUCACGGUUAUUACUUAUGGCAGCGGUGUGGCGUGUGGCAGAGGGGAAGAUGCCUGUGCCAUAUAAUUCAGAAGGAGAAUGUCAUGACAAAUCCUCCGAAUAUUAUGAGAGAACGGUUAGACUGUGCUGCAGCAAAUGCAAACCAGGUACUCAUCUGACGGUUACCUGCACUAGUAGUUCGGACACCAUCUGUGAACCCUGCCAAGAUGGACAUUACUUAGAAAAUGUAAACUAUUCUCCGAACUGUUUCUCCUGUCCAAAGUGUAAAGAUGUGAAAGGACUGAUGUAUGGGAAAGAGUGCUCUGCUGAUACCAAAGCUGUUUGCGUUUGCAAGCCUGGGAUGUUCUGUUUUCGUAAUUUCGGAAAGGAAUGUGAGGAAUGUAAAACAUAUAGAUCCUGCAAACCUGGUGAAUAUGUCCUUAAAAAAGGAUCACCUACAUCUGAUGUCAAGUGUGCACGGUGUCCGCCUGGAACGUUUUCAAACCACAGUAAUUCUGAGCAGUGUAAACCACACACAGAAUGUGAGAGCGGGUCAGUUUUAAGACUUGGUGACUCUACAACUGACAAACUGUGUAAGAUGACGCCAACAAUAGCAACAACAACAAAGGCUCCUCUUUGGAGUACACGCAAGCAUGUUCCCUCAAAUGUACCCUCAAGUGCUAUAAUGAGCGAAACGCAGGAAACGCAGGGAAUGAUCACAACUACGACCAUCAUUACCACAUCUCUGCUUCCAUUGAGCAGCACCAACCCAAGCCUAACAGCAAAAGCCAGCGCCAGUGGAGCCUUUAACCAAAAUGACAUGAUCUUCUACACUGUCAUUAGUGUUACUGUGCUGGUGGUGCUGAUUUUGCUGGUACUGGCAGCUGGUAUUUACAUAUUACGAAAGAGAAAAGGUUUACGAAAAGUUCCCAUCACAGAUAUCAACAAGGUAGAGCAGGAUACCUCAGCGAGUGGCACACCUGAUUGUCAGCAUCUAUUAUCCAUCGAAAAGGGCCAGAAGGAGCCGUCCAUGACUUCAUCGGACAGCCAAAGUCAGCAUGGCUCAAGUCACAGCAGCACUGACUGGCUGGAGCGCACAAGCCAAGAGGAGUACAUACCGGAGCAGCCGUCCAUCUCCAGCCCCAUGGUCAAUGUCAGCAUCACGGCCACCUUCCAGCUGAACCAGACGACAGCGGCCCUCUCCAACCCUCUCAGCACACCUGCAUGGACGCCCCACGUUGAAGCUCCAGUGCCGCUUUCUCAAGAAGAGGUCUGUAUAUCCUGCCAGCAAGAGGACGGCAAGGAAGCUCUGCGGUCAGUGCAGGAGAGCGGUCUGUGUGUCAUUUAAAUGCAUUUGCAAGCUUCUGAAUGCAGUGUUAAAUGGGUAAAGGGAUACAUUUCCCAAACAUUUAAUUUUGCUGAACCUAAGGCCAUCCAAGAUGUAGAUGAGAUUGUUUCUUGAUCAGAUUUGGAGAAAUGCAGCAUCACAUCACUUGCUCACCAAUGGAUGUGAAUGGGUGCCGUCAGAAUGAGAGUCCAAACAGCUGAUAAAAACGUCACAAUAAUCCACAAGUAAUCCGCACCACUCCAGUCCAUCAUUCAACAUCUUAAGAAGUGAAAAGCUGUGAAACAAACCCAUCAUUAUGACUUUUUUAAUUCUAAAUCAUUGCUUUUGUCUGAAGUAUGAGUCGUCUAUUCACAAUAUUGCAUUCUCCUGUGAAAAAGUCAUGUCUGAAUCGAGAGAGAAAUUUGCACUGAUUAAGAGGAUGGCAAGGAAGCACUGACCGCAGAGGUCAGUGCAGGAGAGGGGCCCAUGUGUCUUUUGACUAAAUGUGUAGAUAAAAGCAUUUGCGAGCGUCUGAAUGCAGUGCAAUGUUAAAUGGAAUAAAUUAUACAUGCAGUGCAAUGUUAAAUGGAAUAAAUCACCCAAAAAUUUUAUUUUGCUGAACCUAAGACCAUCCAAGAUGUAGACGAGUUUGUUUCUUGGUCAGAUUUGGAGAAAUGCAGCAUUACGUCACUUGGUCACCAAUGGAUGUGAAUGGGUGCCGUCAGAAUGAGAGUCCAAACAGCUGAUAAAAACAUCAUAAUAAUCCACAAGUAAUCCACACCACUCCAGGCCAUGAAAAAGUCGUCUUGUCUGAACCAGGAGAGAAAUAUGCACUGAUCAAGCACAGUUUACAAGCUAAAACAGUUUUAAACAAAUAUGUUGGUGGAUUUUUUUUGUUCGACUUUUUCACUGGAGGAUGUGUUGUUAUUAAUUAUGGGGUUGUAUUUUGGCCAGAAGCGAUUGCUGAGGAUCCAUUGGUGAGCAAGUGAUGCAUCUCUAAAUUUCUCCAAAUGUGGUUUUUGAUAGCUUGAGGGCAAAAUCAUUUUCAGUAAAUGUUCAUUUUUGGGUGAGCUAUUCCUUAAAUAUGUAAAUCUGACAUGUAAAAUAGGUUAAUGUGUAAGCUCACAUAUUAUUAUAGCGCAAAUUAGUGUUUUUCGCCAUUCAAUGGUGGUAUCUAAAGAGCAAGGUGGCUGAAGGCUAAGGGUUAAAGGUUUAAUGCUAAAAGUCUAUUGUGCAAAACAAUACAGAUCAUUAAAAAAUACCAAAUAUUGGCUUUGUUGUCAUAUUGGUCAGAAACUAGUGCAGUCAGUGAAGUUUCAUUGUAAGGUUUACUAUCGCUACUCAGUAAUUGUUUUUGACAUCUGACAAGUCAAAAGUUUUUACACCUCACUGGCCAGGCUAAACCAAUGAUAUUUUAUAUGUAUAGAUAUAUGAAGCUAGCGCCACCCAGUGGUUGAUUUAUUUUUUUCUACCUCCCUUGCAUAUUUACAAGGUGUUCUGUCAUGCUGUCUGAAGAUAUUAUACUGUCAGAUAUUACAUCUAAAGAUAUUACAAUGGAGAAUCAAUAUUUUGUAUAUAUUACCAAGUAUAUUGCCAAAGAUUAUAGAAAUGUAUAGUUAUUUUUGUAUGUUUUUUUUAAAGUGUGUUUUUAAAACUUUGUAAAUGAAUUGUCAUUGUAAAAUUUUGUAUAUACACUUUCAUAAAGCACAUUUUUAUUCACAA